Messenger RNA from Symbiodinium natans, 1590 nucleotides. The record is from the annotation of a GenBank genome assembly. Lineage: Eukaryota; Dinophyceae; Suessiales; Symbiodiniaceae.
AUGUCGGGAUACGCUCAGCAAGCUGUGGCAAAGAAGAGCACAUCUGACAAGAAAGGCCCUCCAACCAAGGAGCGGGUAGAGCGUCGGCCAGAUCGGACCAAGCCCAUGAAGUUCGACAACGAAAGCGGCAAAUGUGGGAAUCCAGCAGAGGACAACUGGCGUCCAGGCAAGCGAAUGAACAUCCAGGCUCAGGAUACCGGGCGAAUACAGAACAAGACGAUCGUGUCGGUGGAGAGUCCGGACUGGAUGAAGUCCUUCUUCGAAAACAACCGCAACUACUUUGAGCAGAAAGGUAUCGCUCAAAAGCUGAAGAAGCCAGCUGGAGGAGACGCAACGGCUGCCGGCAUUGGUAGCUCUGCGCGAGCACAGGGCAAGAAGGUUGGAGCUGCCCUGCGAGAUGACGCAGGAGCACCACUAAGCCCGCAAAACAUGGGCUCCGAGGCCAGUCCGGACUGGAUGAACAGCGCACGGAAGUGGACGAAAGUCGACAAGGAAUCUCCGGACUCAGGCUGGCAGCGAGCUGGAAAUGACAGGUUCACCUUCAUGGUCCCUCGCACCAAGUGUAGGUCGGCUAACAACAUGCAGCACCUCGUGGUCUCCGAUCACGUGCCUGACUGGAUGCGGGUCGAGUCGGCUUUAGAGGCGGUGGCCAAGGACACGCCCCGGCGAGCACGUUCAGCCGAUGACCUGUCGAGGGCAGCUGGGGUCGACACCCAUCGCAUCUGGGACCAGUCCACCCGCAACAAAGGCUGUGGCAACAUCCAUCCCUCGACGGGCCGUGUUAACUACAGCAGCCAGCAGUCGCCUGACUUUCCUUUGGAUUCUGGCUUGGAACAUCGCCAAGCUUUUGAGGAGAAAGCCCGCUCCAUGCCAAACUCUGCCCGCAAUGGCUAUGACAAUGGCCAUAUUUCGGCAGGGGACAAGCUCAAGGACAGGAGGAGCAAAAAAGGGACUGUGAUGGAUGAGGGGACAGGGAAGGUUGCGAACAACUCCAUCGUGUCCGCCGAGAGCCCGCAAUGGAUGAAGCAGCCUUUCGAGAGCAACCGAUCCUUUUUCGAAAAGCAGGGGGUGGCUGAGAAGUUGCGGACCAUGUCGACGCAGGAGCAUGAGUCCAACUUCGUUGCGGGGCGCAAGGUGCCCGUCAGACCGAAGCAGGUUUUCAAGCAAAUCAAGAAUGAGGAGGGCAAGAUCCAGAACCUCAGCAUCGUUUCCAUUGGUGCUCCGCAGUGGAUGAAGUCCCCUUUCGAGUCCAACCGCCCCUACUUCGAGAGUCAGGGCAUCGCGCAGCGCCGAGAAAAUGGCGAGCAGGUGUCGGCAAUGGAGCUGGACUUGCAAGAGACACCGGAAUCCCGACGUUCCAGCUCAGCUCCGCCACGCUCGGCCAAGGUGAAGGGGCCGCCAUCACACACCGCAGAGCGCGCGCAGCGCAGCCGCAAGUCGGGUUCGGAGGCGUCAGGGACCGGCGGGACCGGGACCGGGACCGCUUCCCGAAGGACCAGCAGUGCUGCCAGCGCGACGUCGUACUCGGCCAGGUAUACGAAACAAUUGCCACGCCAAGCCUCUUUGGGUUCCUUGCAGAGCGCGCGAUGA